Messenger RNA from Helicoverpa zea (corn earworm), 930 nucleotides. RefSeq names its product putative gamma-glutamylcyclotransferase CG2811. Bases 162 to 722 code for a protein of 186 amino acids. The transcript is spliced from 5 exons. NCBI's taxonomy places the organism in Eukaryota, Metazoa, Arthropoda, Insecta, Lepidoptera, Noctuidae. The record is from RefSeq and is a predicted model, not a curated record. Gene Ontology annotation, molecular function: gamma-glutamylaminecyclotransferase activity.
AGUUGCUAGGGCAGUAAUCAGUUGGUAUUGUUAGUUAAAGUAAGUGUGAAGUUUGUAUAUUUGCUCUGUUAAUUAUAACUACUAAACUUGAUAGCAGGUACCUAUCUACUCUAGUUCGUAGUACGUUUAGUUUAGUAGGGGGUAAAGAUUCGUAACAAAUAAUGCACAAAGUCUUUGUCUACGGCACUUUAAAACGAGAUGAGCCGAACCACUAUUGGUUGACAGAUGAGAACAAUGGCGUUGGUAACUUCCUGACGGACGGCCACACUAAAACACAAUACCCGCUUAUAAUAGCCACCAAGUAUAAUAUACCCUUCCUGCUGUUCAGUCCCGGGGAUGGACACUUAGUAAAAGGUGAAAUAUACGAAGUGGAUGACAAUAUGUUACAUAAACUAGACAUGCUAGAGGACCACCCUAACUAUUAUGUCAGGGAGAAAGAUAAAAUUGUCAUUAGUACCCAGGUAUCAGAAGACACAGAAACAGAAACGACAGUACAAUGCUGGGUGUACUUCCUCAAGAACUUUAAACCGGAACUCCUGGAUCGACCUCACUUGGAAAGCUACAGUUCGAAGGGACCCCACGGCUUGCCUUACAUGGACAGGUCUAAAAGAGAUCCCUUGUAUAACCAUAAGUCUGAAAUUAAACCUGACAUUCAGCCUGAAAUAAUUAAGCCUGUUGAUAAUCCUGACAAUAAAAAGCCUGAUACUGAUCCCGCCCCGUAAUACAGGAGAAGCAACAACGAGUCUGAGAUCGACGAUCUGAAUGAGGUGUUACCGAAAAAUCCAUAAUUUAAUAAUUUAUUUAAGUAAAGAAACAUGGUGCCUAUUUAUAAAAUAAUUUAAGCAUUCCAAUGUGUAUUAAUAUGAUGGUAGAUGCCAUGUUAAUAUAUUUACACUUGUUAUGUAUUGAAUAAAUAUUGAAGCACGGUUA